Messenger RNA from Diuraphis noxia (Russian wheat aphid), 1988 nucleotides. Its product is annotated as mitochondrial disaggregase-like. Gene Ontology annotation, cellular component: cytoplasm; mitochondrion. Gene Ontology annotation, molecular function: ATP hydrolysis activity; protein binding; ATP binding. NCBI's taxonomy places the organism in Eukaryota, Metazoa, Arthropoda, Insecta, Hemiptera, Aphididae. Gene Ontology annotation, biological process: cellular response to heat. The record is from RefSeq and is a predicted model, not a curated record.
UAUAUUCUGGCAUUCUAUGGAUGAAUAAUGAAUAUAUUAUAAUUUAGUUAUCUUAAAUCGUGCYCAGUAUUUUUGACUACUGUACUAACCAUAGAGUAAUAUUACUAUAAUAUAUAUUUAURAUAAUACUUUAUGGUACUAACUACGUAAUGUACGAUAUAAUACUACACGACAUUCCACCGAGUAGAUGAAAAUGAAAUGAGCACCUAAAAUAAUUAAUAGUAUCAAGUAAUUAAUGUUGUGGUAGUAUGUGAUCUCCUACAGUUCAAUUUUUUACGGGUUUUUAUUUUUUUUUUUAACUGUUCAAUUCUUGUUGGUACUUGGUGUGCUACAGGCGCCUUAACUGAAGUAAAAUGAGUAUCCGAAACGUUUUUAACAGACAUCUAAAUUUGAAGUAUUUGCGAGUUCAAUGUUUUGUUCAGCAGAAAUUAUGCCGACAAUUAAGUUUUCAAAGCCUAAAACGUCAAAAUUGUACAARUGUCCAUCGUCCAAAUAUACAUGUAAUUGGUGACCGUUUGUUUCAAGACACCAAUACUUCUACGACUAAACUUYCAUCGUGGAAAUGGUUGUUAGCAAUUACACUUUUUUAUGCUGGGUACAGUAGUAAAAAUAUAUUUGACCUAAUAAAUCAAGGAUCAACAGAAGAAUUAACUAGAUUUUUAAAAGAUAAUACUAAGGCAGCUAAUACACUCCAUUUAUUUGGAUGGGCUCCGAUUCAUGUGGCUGCAUCAAAUAACAAAUAUGAACAGUUAGCAGUUUUAUUAAAAUCUGGAGCAGAUCCAAAUUUGAGUGAUGGGUUUACAAACUGUAUAAAUGUUUCUCGAAAGCAAAAUAUUAACCCUUCAGAUGUUCUUUCAAUUAGAGAAAACCAUUUUAUGCAAAAUUUUAAUAUUAAUGCAACAUUUCAAGGAUUUACUGCUUUACAUUAUGCAGCAUUAUUAAAUAAUAUUGAAUCAUUAAAAGUUCUAAUGAAUUAUGGAGCAGAUCCUAAUUUAAAAUCAGUUUCUGGCCAUAAACCAAUAGAUUUGGUCACAGACAUAACAAUUUAUGAACUGCUCACAGAUUAUGAGAAAGAUGUAGAUUUUAAUGUAUUACUCAGUAAAUAUGUUGCUAAAAUGAUAGGCUCUCCACCAGGGUAUGUUGGAUAUGAUGAUGGUGGUUACCUUACAAAACAGUUAGCUAAAAAUCCAAAUGCAGUAGUAUUGUUUGAUGAAGUAGAAAAAGCUCAUACAGACAUAUUGACAAUCUUGUUACAACUAUUUGAUGAGGGCCGUAUAACCGAUGGUAAAGGAAAAACGAUAGUAUGCAAAAAUGCCAUAUUUGUUAUGACAUCAAAUUUAGCAAGUAGUGAAAUUGCAGAGCAUGCUUUAGAACUAAGAAAUGAGCAACGUCAAAAUAAACUAAUAGAAGAUAGUUGGCUAUCUGAUAAAAAAACUGAAAAACAUGAAGAARUUGCAACAUUAAUCUCAAAAAAAUUCAAAGAUCAAAUUGUAAAACCUAUUUUAAAAAAACAUUUCAAAAGAGAUGAAUUUUUGGGYCGUAUUAAUGAAGUGGUGUACUUUCUACCAUUUUCAGAAAUGGAAUUGAAAUUUAUUGUUCAAAGAGAAUUGCAAUACUGGAAAGAAUUGGCUUUGAAAAAACAUAACAUACAAAUUGAAUGGGAUAGUGCUGUUGAACAUGUUAUAAUUGGUGCAUAUGAUGUAAAUUACGGAGCAAGGUCAAUUAAACACGAAGUGGAAAGGUCUGUUGUAUCUCAACUAGCUAAAGCACAUGAAAAAGGAUUGAUUAAAAAGAACCAUGUAGUAAAAAUUGAAGCAGAUAUCACUAAAGGCGAUCACGGAAAUAUCUCCYUAAAGAUAUAAAGGAAUUAUCUUUAAAAUAUUGACAAAAGUACCUUAUUUCUGAUUGUUUGUGAUAUUAAUAUAGCAUUGUACUAUUGUGUAAUGUUUGUUAUUUCUGCCGUUGCACUAUAUGUAUAAAUAAAUAAG